GGAGCAAUCAAGAUUCAGUCAGUUUUCAGAAGCGUUGCGUAGCGUUGUAAUAACAGCAAAGAAAGAAAUGCGAAGCGGAUGUGCAGGCAUAGAAAUUACUCAUUAAAUGAAUGUGAAUAAAUGCAAUGAUAAAUGGAAAAAAUAGACAAUAAGAAAUGCAAUAAUUGAAUUGAAUGUGGCAAACGUGUAUUAAAUGAAUAAUUUCAAUUGAAUUAAUUGAAGAAAAAUCCCUUAUAGAGCAAACAAAAGCGUGAAUAAUUCGUGUAACUCGCCAAUGUAGAUACAUAUAUGUGAGUGCCUGCACGUUUAUGUGUUUGUGAGUGCGUGUGUAUGUGUUUGUUGGUGUAUGUGCUUUGAGGAAUUGAAGUACUUGAAGAAAAUCUUUUACUAGCUGCCUGCUGUUUGGGAUACACUUUUGGGUGGCGGCAGCAACAGCGACAACGACAACGACGAGAACAACAACAGCAAUAUCAACAACAACAACAAGUGAAACAAUAACAACGAAUUUGAAGCGCGUUUGUGUUUUUGUUGCUUUUGCGGAGUGUAGUGUAUAAGUAGAAAAUGUGUAUGUGCCAGAAAGUGAAACGAAAACGGGAACACGCCUUUUGAAGCCCGAGCGUAGCCAACAACCAACAACCAACAACCACCAGGCACCAGCAGCACCUAGCAAACAGCUAUCAGCUAGUGCGCUAGCGCUACAACCAACUCGAGUAGUGCAACCAAAGCGAGCAGGAAUUUCAAGCGCAGCCUUAAAUGGUUACAAGACGGACACUAUCUAGACUCAACAUUUAGCAACUUGCAACUCACGAAUUCACAUCAAUCACUGACUAGUCAUUAUGGGUAAGGAUCAGGAGUUUUUGGAAGCAGCACGCAAUGGCAACAUUACCUAUAUCGAAAAAGUGCUCAAUCAACGGGCAAAGCGCGCCGGUCCACUAGCCAGUUUGCGACGUGGACCCGGCGUUAAUAUACAGGAUAGCGGUGGCUAUUCGGCAUUGCAUCAUGCCUGCCUAAAUGGACAUGGUGACAUAGUGCGACUGUUGUUGAACAACGAAGCAUCGCCGAAUCUACCCGACUCGCGUGGCUCGUCGCCACUGCAUUUAGCCGCUUGGGCAGGCCAUCAAGACAUCGUGAAAAUGCUGUUAACACAUCCUUUCAAGCCGGCGCAGCCAAAUUUACAAACCAUCGAAAACGAGACGCCACUACACUGCGCCGCACAACACGGCCAUACGGGCGCCUUAGCGGUGCUGUUAACGCAUAAUGCUGACCCGAAUAUGCGUAAUGCACGCGGUGAAACGCCACUCGACUUGGCGGCGCAAUAUGGCCGUCUGCAGGCCGUACAGAUGUUGAUACGCGCCCACCCGGAAUUGAUCGCACAUUACAGUGUGGCCGCCAUUGAGGGUGGCGACGGCGGUAUUAUCGGACAGCAAUAUCAGAAAUCGCGUCGAUCAUCGCCACUGCCACACUCUGGUUCGGUUUCCACACCCUCCCCUUCGUCGCCAUCAAUUACUUCUUCGCCUGUGACGCCGACGCGAAACAUCUUCCCGCACACUUGUCUUCAUGUGGCCAGUCGCAAUGGUCACAAGAAUGUGGUUGAUGUGUUGCUCGCUGCUGGGGUCAGCGUAAACUUGCUCACGCCAUCUGGUACAGCGCUGCAUGAAGCAGCCUUAUGUGGCAAGGAGUCAGUCGUGCGUACGUUACUUAGAGCGGGUAUAGAUUUGAAUGCGACCGAUGCGGAAGGACGCACUGCUUUGGAUAUACUCAAGGAGUUUCCACCGCACGUCACUAAGCAUAUUAUUGCUGUCAUAAAUAAUUUUCGCAAUCAAAUGGACGUGGAUGUGGAUAGCGACGAGGUGGUCGUCUUCCGUCAUCAACAACCACCGCCACCACCACAACGCCAAAGCAGCAGUCUGAGUCACUAUCAAAAACAACAACACAACAAUCACUAUCAUUUCAAUUCAAACAAUCAUUUACUCAAUCACGCACACUCGCUGCAACAGUCUUCCACGUUUAACAGUAGCAGCAGUGCAGGCGGUAAUGGUGGUGGCACCAGCGGAGCUGCUAAUAACAGUAAACAACGAUAUGGCACAAAUCUUAAUGGCGGUAAAUCAUUGGAUAGCGGUCUUCAACCGGAUCACUGCGCCACCGCAGGACGUGGUGGUUAUCAUGAAGUGAACUCUCCUGUGCACAGCACCUCCAAUAACUCUCAGAAUGAAAUGGGUGUGAGUCCAUCAUCGUCGAUGAGUAGUUUUGAGCCGGUCUCGGUCUCACCACGUUCACGCUCUUCAACAGGCGGCAUAAUCGCUGUGACAGUCAACAAUCCCAUGCAUAUGAGCACCUUUGCGCCCGGCGCGCCACCCAAAAAGCCACCAAGACGUAACUUAUCCGUUUCGCCAACCCACUCAGGGCAACAAUUUAGCUACACCUCACCAAAUCAUCAUCAACAAUCACAAUCGCAACAGCGUACGCGUCAGCAACACCACAGCCCGUCUGCGGAGAGUCCUUAUGGGGGACAUCAAAGUCAUGGCAGUGUGGGCGGCAUGAGCUUCGAUGAGACUGCGCAAUUGCGCGAUCGUCAGAGAGGCGAGCGUCUAUAUGCGAGCGCAAGGGAGAGCACGCGUUCCACAACGGGUGCGCUGCUGGCUUCAAGUUCAAACGAUAUGCUGGAGCGUAUGAACUAUAGCAGCGAAGAUCGCGCCGAUUCUGUAGAGGGACUAGGUACCUCGAACUCUAUGAAACGACCACUGAACAAGUCACGUGAUGUGAGCACAGAAAUUAUAAAUUGCGAGAACCCAACAUUGAAGUCAUACAAUCCAAAUAGGAAGCUCAAAAGAAAUCGGAAUAGCUACUCACUGAGCAUCAGCGACACCAAAGAGAAUAAGAUUAACGAUAAGCCACAAACACCGCUUAGUCCGACUAACUAUCAACAACCGCCGACACCGGAUCACCCACCACCAUCUUCAAGUCAAGCCGAACGCACUAUACACGAACGCAUACGACCGCUCAGCAUGGAGUACAAGCGUCGUUCAGCGCUUAUACAGCUGCAACAACAACAAAAACAGCACAGCAAAAGUAUGAUCGACUCGAGUACAUCGCCCGCCAAGCAUUGGCAGUCAGCGCUCAUACCAACGCCCACAUUUGAUUAUCCCGUCGGCAGUCUUUCGCCAAAGCAAAGCGCCAAUGCUUCACCGACAACGACUAUGUGUAAUGCGCAACGUAGCAGCGGCGUUGGUGCCAUACAAGGCUCUUCCGGAUCGCUUAGUUCGAGCGUCUCACUUUCAGAUCACAGCAUCUCCACCGAUUGUGUGGAAGAAUUUGUCGGCGACGCGCCUUUUGCGGGACUAUUCAAGGGAUCGAGUGUUAAUUUGCGACAUGAGAAACGCACAAUGGGCAAUCGUAAGUUCGUCAUACCAGCAGCUGCACGAAGUGCAUCCGCAUCGGCUGCAGAGGGUCAACAGCCACAACGCACACGCCCACCCAUACCCACCAAACCUGUUUUACCCGAUUGUAAUAAAAUGCUCAAAUCCUUAACUGUAAACGCAAAGGACUCCAAGACACCAAGUAACCAAGAAGGUUGUGAUGAAACAGAAACCCGUAGUGAUAAUACUAGUCGUGUGAGUCAAAAUGUAAGUAUCUCCUUGGAGGUGGAAAAUUCAAAUGGAAACGAAAAUGCAAACGAUGCAAGUAAUGGAAAUGAAGAUAUCGAGGCGGCUCUAUCGGCAAUUACAACGGCCACAACACAAAGCAGCGGUAUACUGAGUCCCUUCAACGCUGAAGAGGCACGUAAAAAGAUCUCAGAGAUUAUCGAGUCUUUCGGCAGCGGUAUUCUGAAUACGACGUUAACACCGACAAACGAUAUCGACUUGGAGUUCGAUGAGGGUAUCGAACCAACCGAACGCCGUGAGUUGGCUGUGCGCUUGCGAAAUGCUGGAUUGCUACACUUGGAACGCAUGCUCUUCGAGAAUGGUUAUGACAACUUUAAAUUUGUGAAUGGUGUCUUUGAGCCCAGCGAUGCGCAACUGAUGGAUAUUCCGAAAACAGAUGCGAAUAAAUUGAUCUCAUUUGUAAGCACAUUGCCGAAGGCUGAAUUUCAACCGCAAAUUAUUGUUGGAAACAAAGAAAAAGUCAACAAACCAAAUAAAAAUGGCGAUGUUGCAACAGAAAAGAAAGGUGUCACGACGCUUAGUGAGUGGCUGCAGAGUAUCAGUCUACCCGAGUAUAUUGAAUCUUUUAGUAAACACCUGUACAACACCAUCGAUAGCGUCUGCGGUGUUUGGGAUGUCGAACUGCAGACCGUUUUAGAGAUCAACAAGCUUGGACAUCGAAAACGUAUACUGCAGUCAGUUGCUUAUAUAAGACACAUACGUGAACCGAAUAAAACCGAAAAGAGUGGCGAGAUCGAAAACAACGAAGUACCAAAAAUGGCGACAUCCAUAAAUGGUGAAUCUGGCAACAAAGAAACCCCACGGCAACCACAACAAGCACAACCGCAGCAACGAACCUCAAUUACGGGUUAUAGAAAAAACAGACCUGCCCCACAACCGCCAUGCGAAAAGCCACAACAACCGCAAUUGCAAAUACGCGCACCAUCGGAAUUACUCCUCGGACUCCCAGCAAAUUUACGCACAAAAUGGCGGCAUUCGGCGAAUGUUUUACUUAACGAACAAAUCAAAUACGAAGUUUAUUAUCUGGGUUCGACGGUUGUGAAGGAGUUACGUGGCACCGAAUCGACGCGUAAAUCCAUACAAAAACUCAAACGUGACGAUGUUGCUGAACAGCAGCGUUCUGGGAAAGUUAGCCGCAAGAAACCGGCGCUAGUCUGCUUGGCCAUAUCGCAUUUAGGCGUGGAAUUUAUCGAUGUGAACAGCAAGCAAACGAUUUGUGAACACGAAAUCCAAAAUAUUAACUGCGCCUGCCAAGACUCGGAAGAUUUGAGGCAUUUCGCCUACAUCACUAAGGAGUUGGAUGUGCACUACUGCCAUGUUUUCUAUGUCGAAAGUUCGGACUUGGCUACCGAUAUCAUACUCACACUGGGACAAGCCUUCGAGGUGGCCUACCAAUUGGCAUUGCGAGACGGUAUUACAACGACAACAACAACCGCGUUCAGCGGCAAUUCAUUACUCAGCGGUGCCAAAACUGCUGAAACCGUGGCAGUUGAGUGAACACUUUCAAGCAGAGAGAAGAAAAUAGAGAAGAGCAAACAAAGAAAUAUGACUAUUAAAUAACUAUUUAGCUCAAAAAUAUGUUGUGCGCAAUAAAAAUAAAUAAAUUAAAUAAAAAAAUAUAUAUUUAAUGAAUAUAAAAUAUAAAUGCAAGUUAUGUAUAUGUAAAUAACGCUGUUAGCUGAAUUCUGCAAAAUACUAUUAAGUGAAAAUCGUUAUGACAAGUUAUUUACUAUGUUUUAAAAAUGCCG
This is a messenger RNA of Zeugodacus cucurbitae (melon fly), 5410 nucleotides long. Its product is annotated as ankyrin repeat and SAM domain-containing protein 1A. Gene Ontology annotation, molecular function: protein binding. Gene Ontology annotation, cellular component: cytosol. The transcript is spliced from 14 exons. The coding region runs from base 837 to 5159 and encodes 1440 amino acids. Lineage: Eukaryota; Metazoa; Arthropoda; Insecta; Diptera; Tephritidae. The record is from RefSeq and is a predicted model, not a curated record.